Molecule: messenger RNA, 1308 nt
Organism: Verruconis gallopava
Lineage: Eukaryota; Fungi; Ascomycota; Dothideomycetes; Venturiales; Sympoventuriaceae
Exons: 5
Coding region: 1-1308 (435 amino acids)
Molecular function (GO): RNA binding
Source: RefSeq, a predicted model, not a curated record
AUGUCAGCCUUGGGCAUCAAACCAGGGAUACGCGCUAACCAAUAUAUCGCCAUUCGAUCGAAAGUUUCCACGACGCUUUCCAUCAACCUCUCGAAUCUUCGCGCUAUCCUAUCUGCUCAAUUGCUCGGAUUCUAUUUGUUUCUCAAUAUUCCAUCGUUCGUACUUCGCCAGAAUGCCAUCAGGGCGGCGCUCUCAGUCGCGAAGCCAAAUCCUUCAGUCAUCGUACCGAAGGCCAGAACUUUUGUGUCGUUGAACAAAUCAAGACUCCGACCGGCAAGUCGAUGGGCUGUUUCGCCAUUGCAAAGACGGUUUGUCAGUGAAUCAGCUGUAAAGGAGGAAAAAGUCGUAUCAAAUACCAGUGAGCCAGAAGUGGCCACGGCCGAAUCUACGACGUCGGAAAAAGUUGAAUCGAAUACCAGUGAGCCACAAGUGGCCACGGCCGAAUCUACGACGUCGGAAAAAGUCGAAUCGAAUACCAGUGAGCCACAAGUGGCCACGGCCGAAUCCAGGACGUCGGAAAAGACUGCAGAAGAAUUAGAGCCUGAAGUUGCUCCAGAAGCGACUGCGAGAACCACUGAAGAGACAAGCACGUCCAUGGACAAUACAACACAAGCACCAGAGCCCGAUGCACCUAACACCGUCUCUGCCUCUGCGAUCGCAGAUGCGAUCUCGUCUGCCACUUCAGGAGAAGCUUCCAACGCUACCGCGGGUCAGAGUGAUCAGGCCCCCGAGUCAAGCGCUGUGCCAUCGCCGAACAAGAUCAUAUACGUUGGCAAUGUCUUCUUUGACGUCAAUGAUCAAGCGUUGAACGAUUAUUUUGCGCGCUUCGGACCAAUCAAGAGUGCGAAAAUCUCUCGCGAUGCACGUGGACUGAGCAGAGGUUUCGGCCAUGUCGAGUUUGAAAAUCUAGACGACGCCGCGCGCGCUGUAGAGUUCAGCAAUCAGCAAAUCUUCCAAGGCCGCCGUCUUGCUGUUCAAUUCCACCGUCCCCGUAUGCCCGUAACCGGACGCCAAAAGACCGAACUCAACCCGCCGUCGAAAACUCUGUUCAUUGGUAAUAUGUCCUUUGAGAUGUCGGACAAGGACUUGAGCGACUUGUUCCGUGAAGUGCGCAACGUGAUCGACGUUAGAAUCGCGAUCGAUCGUCGGACUGGUGCACCACGUGGUUUCGCUCAUGCGGAUUUCCUUGACGUUGCCAGCGCCACGAAGGCCAUGGAGAUUCUGAAGAACAAGACGAUAUACGGUCGUACCUUGAAGGUGGACUAUGGUAUGCCCUCUAGCUCGAGCAGAUCGCCUUUGCGGGACUAA